Molecule: messenger RNA, 639 nt
Organism: Lizanozyma spartinae
Lineage: Eukaryota; Fungi; Ascomycota; Pichiomycetes; Serinales; Debaryomycetaceae
Gene: ERD2
Exons: 1
Coding region: 1-639 (212 amino acids)
Biological process (GO): protein retention in ER lumen; endoplasmic reticulum to Golgi vesicle-mediated transport
Cellular component (GO): membrane; endoplasmic reticulum; cis-Golgi network
Molecular function (GO): ER lumen protein retrieval receptor activity
Source: RefSeq, a predicted model, not a curated record
AUGAAUAUCUUCCGGUUCUUAGCUGACUUGUUUCAUUUGUUUAGUUUUGUCAUUUUGCUUUUGCAAUUUGACAAGACCAAUUCAGUAGCGGGUAUCUCAUUGAAAACUCAAAUCUUAUAUGUUGUGGUGUUCGUUACCCGUUAUCUUGAUCUAUUUUAUAAGUUCCACUCUUUGUAUACCACUUUGAUGAAGAUCGUGUACAUUGGAUUAUCAUGCUACACAGUUUAUGUGAUGACCCAUAAGUUCAAAAAGGAAAUUGAAUCGUCAAAAGACAUUUUCCCAGUUAAAUAUAUCCUAGGAGGUACUUUGGUAUUAGCAGGUUUGACUAGUCAUAAUUAUGCGCCUUCUGAAUUCUUAUGGACAUUUUCUAUUUGGUUAGAAGCAUUUGCUAUUUUACCCCAAUUGAUGUUGUUGCAGAAAACUGGUCAAGCUGAGAAUAUUACAACCCAUUAUAUCUUUUGCUUGGGGUUAUAUCGAGCUUUGUACAUCCCCAAUUGGAUUUACAGGUACUUCACUGAGGCUAAAUUAGAUUGGGUAGCAAUUGUUGCUGGUAUUGUUCAAACAGCCAUUUACUCAGAUUUCUUCUACAUCUAUUACUCGAGAGUGUUGCAUGGUAAGAAGUUUGAAUUGCCAGUCUAA